Messenger RNA from Astyanax mexicanus (Mexican tetra), 5502 nucleotides. RefSeq names its product ubiquitin associated protein 2-like (gene ubap2l). Gene Ontology annotation, molecular function: protein binding. The coding region runs from base 215 to 3871 and encodes 1218 amino acids. The record is from RefSeq and is a predicted model, not a curated record. The transcript has 30 exons. Lineage: Eukaryota; Metazoa; Chordata; Actinopteri; Characiformes; Acestrorhamphidae. Gene Ontology annotation, cellular component: nucleus; cytoplasm.
ACGGACGCCGAGCCUGGCUUUAUUGUCUGCGCGAGUCGGUUCGGCCUCGCACUCGGCUUAGGCGGAGCGCUCUAGGACUCGGAAGUUCGUGUUUUGGUUCUGGCUCGUUUGGGACGUCGAUUUCGGGGCCCAAAUUAGUCGCCAAAGUUCGAGGCAUCCACAAGGGUUUCUGGCGUUAUUCCUUUGUAAAUACUGUUAUUUGUAUAUACUGUAAAUGAUGACAUCGGUGGGCAGCAGCCGAAACCGGGGUAACUGGGAGCAGCAGACACAGGGUCAGACACAGAGCCAGUCUCAGCACAAGCAGAGGCCUCAGGCCACCGCUGAGCAGAUCCGACUCGCGCAGAUGAUCUCGGACCACAACGAUGCUGACUUUGAAGAGAAGGUUAAGCAGCUGAGUGACAUCACAGGAAAGGACCAAGAUGAGUCAAUGAUUGCGCUGCAUGACUGCAAUGGAGAUGUCAAUAGAGCCAUCAAUGUUCUACUGGAAGGAAGCCCGGACACUGAUUCAUGGGAAAUGGUUGGAAAAAAGAAAGGAGUGUCAGGCCAAAAGGAAAGUGGGCAGACAGAUGGAGGAGAAGAAGGGAAGGAAAACCGGGAGAGAGGAGGGGAGAGAGAUGUAGCACGUCGCCGAGGAGGGGCACCAAGAAGGGGCCGUGGAGCUAGUCGUGGGAGAGAGUUCCGUGGGCAAGAGAAUGGUCUGGAUGGGUCAAAGACAGGUGGAGUGGCAGGUAGAGGGACGGAGCGUGGCCGGCGGGGAAGGGGAAGAGGGAGAGGUGGGGCUGGUAGGAGAGGUGGAAGGUUUUCAGCUCAGGGCAUGGGCCAGCUUGAUAAGGGCCCCAGAUACGAUUUGUCAGGGGAUGAAAGUACGUUUAACCCAGCAGACUAUGCUGAGCCAGCCCAGACAGAGGAGAGUUAUGCUGGGGGAAGCACUUGGAGCAACACAGGCAACCUGGAACCAGAAGAUGGAGCCACAGGACUUGAAUUCACUGGAGGAGAAGGAACAAAUUACCCCCAAAAGUUUGACUCUGCUCCUGGUGCUUGGAGAACUGCUACAGAAGAGUGGGGCACUGAAGACUGGAAUGAGGAUUUGUCAGAGACCAAGAUAUUUACUGCCUCCAGUGUGGCUACCAUGCCAAUGCCUCAAGAGAAUGUCACUAUAACUGCUGGACAGAGGAUUGAUUUGGCAGUAUUGUUGGGCAAGACACCCCCUUCUUCCUCUUCUGAGACGGAGGCAGCUCCACUUGAAGCUCCUCAACCCCAAUCUCUGUCUCAGUCUCUGGUCUUCAGCAACUCCAAACAACCUGCUUCACUCUCACAGCCCUCCUCAAGCUCCUCCUACAGUUCACACAGUGUGGUGAGCAUGUUAAGUAAAGGUUUUGGUGAGGUGGGAGACUCAAAAGGCAACAAUGGCAGCUCUACCAGUGGUUCUCAGUUCCUGGAACAGUUCAAGACUGCCCAGGCUCUGGCUCAGCUGGCAGCCCAGCACUCUCAGAGCGGACCCCCAAACACAGGCCCAUCCACCUGGGAUACCAGCCCUGCUGCACUGGGACAGUAUGAUAUAAAAUCUCAGACAGAUUCCUUAGUGCAUAGUCCUUUCACCAAGCGGCAGCCCUACCAGCCCACCUCCACUGCAUCUUCCAUGAUGGAUGCCUUUCUGCAGGAUAAAGUUCCUCCAUCUACUUCUUCCCUGCCCUCCCAGGCGGCCCCCUCAUCAUCUUUGGCCCAGACUGUCUCCACCCCGCUCCCAAAGCCACCAGGACCUGCCUCAAGCCAGCAGAUGUCUCCAGGACCUGCUGACCCACAGGCCUCUAGUCCCCUGCCUCUGCAACAGCAUAAGCUGAAACAGCAGAAGAAGAGAACCUCCAUUGCCACCAAAAUUCCUGCUUUAGCAGUGGAGAUGCCUGGUUCAGCGGAUAUAUCUGGACUCAACUUGCAGUUUGGAGCAUUACAGUUUGGCUCGGAACCGGUCCUCCCUGAGUAUGACUCCACUGCAUCCGUUACCACCACUGCAUCAGCAAACACUGCUCAGAACAGCCUCAGUGAGCAGGCCCCAGCCUUGUCCAACCCCACUCAAAUGGAUCUGUAUGAACAGAGAACAAGUCAGACGCGGCGCUAUCCACCCUCUCUCUCAUCCUCACCACAGAAAGACAUGCAAACCAAGAAUGGAUUCACUUCAAUACAGACAACACAGUCUCUGGAAGCUGCAGCAGGCUCUGCAUUGUCUGUAAAGCCAACGUCUGACGCAGUUCCACCUUCCACUGUGUCAAAUAUAGUCUCAUUAACAGACACAGCGUCAGGUCCCACUUCUCUGCUGACCACAUCCCAUCAGACACCUCUCGCUGCUCUUGGGCAUGAAGACCCUUCUUCCAAUUCGAUUCCUCCUCCACAACACAACAAUUCCAUUCCUACACAACAGAACAGUUUGACGUCAUCGGGCCGCACAAACAACACAAGCCUGCUGCAUUCAAGUGUGGAUGGAGACUCCAGCCUGCACUCAUCCUCAUUCUCCUCGGUAUCUGCAGUAGCCCCUUCUGUUGUCCCUUCCUCCGCCCCCUCUUCUUCUUCCACUGCCCCAGUCUCCCACAGCGCACCUGUUCCUCCUGCCUCUUCGUCUGUAAGCGCCGUUUCUGCCCAGUCAGGCUUGGGUCCGGUCAGCAGUUUGACUAUGGGUCUCAACAGCACUGGUGGGGUCACCUCCAUCGUUCCCCCAACAGCUGUUGCAGCUGCCUCGUCUUCAGUGGCAUCAGCUACUGCUGCACCUUCAUCAGCCUCUUCAUCACGCAGCACAGCUGCCUCAGGGAAAGCACCUCCAAAUCUGCCACCAGGAGUGCCCCCCCUGCUGCCUAAUCCGUACAUCAUGGCUCCUGGCUUGCUUCAUGCAUACCCGCCCCAGGUUUAUGGUUACGAUGACCUUCAGAUGCUCCAGACGAGGAUACCACUGGAUUACUACAGCAUCCCAUUUGCUACCCCAACAACAGCACUUACUGGAAGGGAAGGCAGUUUGACUAGCAACCCUUAUUCUGCUGGGGACCUGACAAAGUUUGGUCGUGGGGAUACGUCAUCUCCAGCCCCGGCGACUACUCUGGCUCAACCUCAGCAGAGCCAGACCCAGACGCACCACACCACCCAACAGCCCUUCCUAAACCCUGCACUGCCCCCUGGCUACAGCUACACCAGCCUGCCCUACUACACUGGUGUGCCUGGUCUGCCCAACACUUUCCAGUACGGUCCUGCAAUGUUUCCGGUUGCACCUACCUCCUCAAAACAACAUGGUGUGAAUGUUGGUGUCAAUGCUUCAGCCACACCCUUCCAACAGGCUAGUGGUUAUGGAUCCCAUGGAUAUAGCACUGGCUAUGAGGAUUUGGGCCAGGCUUCAGCUGGGAGUGGGGAUUUCUGUAAGGGCGGCUAUGGCACCGCUGUGGCUGCCGCUGCUGCUGCCGCCGCCGCCGCUGCUUCUGCGCAAAACAAGCCCGCCAGCUCAGUCACCGCGCCGGGAGUUGGCUUUCCCUCAGGUGUUUCAGUGACCUCCAGCAACACUGGAGUCCCUGACAUUUCAGGGUCUGUUUACACGAAGACACAGUCAUUUGACAAGCAGGGUUUCCACACGGGGACACCUGGCGCCUCCUUCAGUCUGCCCUCAGCAUUGGGCAGUGGUGGUCCAAUCAAUCCUCCGGCUGCAGCUGGCUAUGCUCCUGCCCCAUUCAUGCAUAUUUUGGCUCCCCAUCAGCAGCCACAUUCCCAGAUGUUACACCACCACCUACAGCAGGAUGGACAGAGUGGCUCUGGACAGCGCAGUCAGAAUGCUUCCAUUCAGCAGAAGUCCCAGAUCAACAAGUCUGCUUACAACAGCUAUAACUGGGGAGGCAAUUAACCCUCCCGAUAUUCCAAUGUGGUGUACGACAGGCUAAAUUAGGGGACCCUUUUCUUCCUCCCUAAAAAAGAAAAAUAAAUCCCCUCUUUGCGCCCUUCUUCCACUGCCCCUCUCGCCUCUCCCUGUCUAGUGUCUCUGCAGUACCAUCUUGCACCAGUGGUGGUGCUGUACUAAGAGGUAGCACUGUGGAGAGGGGCAGGGUGGCCAGGGGAGGAGGAGUCUUAAAGAGGAAGGGGUUUGGAGGGUGUAUGGUUCUAGUAACUUAGGCCUUCAAGAGCCAAGUAUUGAGUGUUUGGAGUUUGUAUUGUGUUAAAAAAAAAUGCCCCAACCCCUUCUCUCGUUCUGUCAUAUGUAACAUAGAGCUGUUUUCUAAAGGUUUUUUUUCUUAUGGAUGUUAAUUUUUGGAAGGACUGGGGAUAAUGGGAGAGAAGUUGAGGGUUUUUGUUUGGGCGUUCCUCUGUUGGUCUCUCGCUCGCUCUCCCCUUCUUUCCCACUCUUCUCUACUUUGCACCCUGCUUGGGCUAUCAGUUUUCAAACCCAGAUACACCAUCUUAGUGGUUGUGUGUGUGUUUGGGUUUUGUUUCCCUAUCUUUUUUUUUUUUUCUCCUUCCUUGUUAGGUUUUUACCAAUUUUUAUUUUUGGGGGGAGGUAUUGCGCUAGAUCGGCUAAAGCAGUUGUGGAGUUUAUUUUUUACCAAAUAUAAAUAUAUAGAUAUAUAAAAAUGUAUACGAGGGCACAAAUAUGUUGGAUAUGUUUCAAGUGUGGGAGUGUUCUUUUUCUUUUCUUUUUUUAAGUACUUUUUUUUUUUUUUUUUGUUUUCUUUGGUUUUCUCCCCUACAUACACGAGUCUCUAAUAAGGGUGGCCAUUGGUGUGUGAAUGUUGGACUCACUUAAAAUAAACCCUUUGAGCCCGUAAUUAUUGUACAGGUUUGGAAUGAAGAGGACACUGGUCAUAUGCAUACUCGAGCUCCUUUCUAUGAAGCAUCCCAGUGUAUUGUUUUCCCUUAUUUUUCAUCCCGUUGCUCUGUUUUGUGUGGGUGGGAAAGGGUAGGAUAACCUGGCAUGACUUCUGGCCUCAGAGGCAUCACAGCGUCUCUGCUGUUGGACAGAUGCUGUGAACUGGACAGGUCAGAAUAUCCGUAGGUCGCUCUGUAUGUGCAAAUAUGUUGGCAUACAUUUUGUUUUUGUUUAAUUUUAUUUUUUAAUUUUUGUUUUCUUCUGACAUUAUACAUUGCAAUCUUCUCCCUCUCCUUAGAGUCAUCACCUUUCCCCAAAUAUUAUUUUAUUAAUAUUAUGAUAAUUAGGAAAGUACUGAUGGAGAGAAUUGUAUUAUGGGUUUCCUUUUUUGUCAGUGACUUUUCUUUUUGUACUGUGCGUUUUAAAAAAAAAAAAAUUAAAUGGAUAAACUUGUCUUGUACAUAUAUAUAUAAAAACACAAGUACUGUAGUCCAUGUUUGUUCAAUGGCUUUUUUCCUCCCCCUCUCAAUUCACUUACACACAGACUAAACAUUUUUGUUUCAUAAUGUUUUUUUUAUUUUGUAAAAAAUAUAUAUAUUAUAAAUAUUAAGUAAAUAAACAGGAAAAAGACAUUUUCAUCAUUUUGGAUGUGAAUGUCUUUUUUAAGAAAAACA